UUAAUCAUAUGAGCUUUGACCGCCUUAGUUUUAUGCGACCGUGCUAAACUGGAGCAAAAAGUUUCCUUAAUUAUCAAAUGUAAGUGUCAGAACGUUUUACAAGUGUAUGGUAUUGCCAAACAAUUCUUGAUGUUUCUUUCACAUUUUCUUGUGAGACUUUGGAAAACUUCGCUCAUGAGGGCUUGAAAUAAAUCUUGUAUAAGGGGUAAGCUCACAAAAAGAUCAGUGCAUUUUACAACAGGAAAAGAGACAUCGUUUGCAUUAGUAUCUAUUUUUCGAUACUUUUGUAAUUUACGGCAUAACGUUAUAUUUGUUCAUUUUGCAGCUUCUUUGUAUGAUUUACAGUAUGGACACAAAGUUGUUUUUGAAACGGACGAAAAGAGAUACUCUCGCGGUUGUCAUCCAAAUAUAAACAAGUCAGAGUGGCUUUACUACAGACAAAGAUUUUUGUCGCCAUGUGUAAGGCCCCAUUUCACUAGACGGCGAUCGCGCUGCGCUCUUACUGCGACCUAUAAAGGAUAUGUGUAAUUUUCGCCUUCACACUGGGUACUAGUAUGUCAUACAAAACGUAAAAGUGUCACUAAGAAGACAACAAAACACACAAAGUGUAAAAAGAUUCGUUUCUUUUCUACAGAAUUCGUUGAGCGAUCUGUCAAAUUUUAGGUCGCUGCGAGAGUGCCGUCCUAGUAGAAAAGUUUUAUGAGCUGUUAUGAAAUCCUCCAGUUGUACCUGAUGCGGUUCGGCUGGUUCGAGCUAGGCAUGCACUAUGACCGGAUCGCCUUGCGCAGAGCCAUCACAAACUUUCAAAGGUUCGCCGGUAUACAUCAAACAGGUGAACUUGAUGACAAGACGACGGAGAUGAUGCGCAUGCCUAGAUGCGGGGUUGCCGACACGGGUGAGAAGCUGGCCUCCUACCUGCUCCAGCUCGGGCGGCGGUGGAGAAAGAACAACCUCACCUACCGUAUAGUGAACUACACCCCGGACCUGCCGCCGGCUAGCGUGCGAAGGGAGAUACGGAGAGCUCAAAAAAUUUGGUCGGCUUACACUUCGCUGCGGUUCCGGAGAUUGAAGGGUUCCACUCCUUCCGACAUUGAGAUCAGCUUCGUCUCGUUCCUCCACGGGGACGGCCACUCAUUCGACGGGCCUGGGAAGACCCUGGCGCAUGCGUACGGCCCUGGCAACGGCAUCGGCGGCGAUGUACACUUCGACGAGUCGGAGACCUGGACCAUCAACAAGAGAAACGAUCUUCCCGGAGGCGUUGCUCUGCGCCAGGUAGCGGCUCACCAGUUGGGGCACGUCCUGGGUCUCGGGCACUCCCGGGGAAACACUGCAGUAAUGGCGCCCUUCUACCGGUACCGGCCCAACUUCCGCCUCCAUGGUGACGACAUCCGGGGCAUCCGGAGGCUCUACGGACACCCUCCGCUGCCGACCUUCCGUCCACCCCCUCCGCUGCCGAACCCUAGGCCUCGGCCAUCUCCUCCGCUGCCGAACCCUCGGCCACCCUCUCCGCUCUGUCCCCCUGGCGGUGAUCUGGACGCGGUAACGUGCAGCGGGGAGAAGUUUGAUGCCUUCACUCGUCUGGCCAACGGGUCCGUGUACGCCUUCAGAGGCCGUUACUUCUGGAGACUGAACAGCGCAGGCGCGGACCCCGGGUACCCCCAGCUGAUCGCUGACGUGUGGGAAGGCCUGCCUGCUGACGGGAUAGACGCCGCGCUGUACUGGCCGCCCAACAGGAAGACUUACUUCUUCAAGGGUGGCCGAUACUGGCGGUUUGACGGCGCCAGUCCUGAUAGGGACUACCCCCUCUCCAUCUACCUCUGGCGUACCGUACCCAACAUUGACGCUGCGCUGUACUUUGGAGAGUUUCAGGGCAGAGCCAGGGCUUACUUAUUCACGGGUGACCAGUACUGGCGGUACACCGAGGGCCCCAGGACACUAGACCGCGGCUACCCGAAGGCCCUCAGUUUGUGGAGGGACUUCCCGGACCGCCUGGACGCGGCUAUCCAGUGGACGAACGGCUUGGACUACAUCUUCAGGGGCGAUCAGUACUGGAGGCUGGACAACGGCGGCGCUGUGACCGAAGGGGCCAACCCACCCUACCCGCGCAGCGUGGCUAAAUACUGGAUGGGUUGCUUUCAAUACAUGAGCAACUAAGCCUGUCCUUGGUGCUGAACACCACCAAUACAUGUACAACUAAGUCUGUCCUUGGUGCUGAACACCACCAAUAUAUGAACAACUAAGUCUGCCCUUUGUGCUGAACACAUUCAAUACAUGAGCAACUAAGUCUGUCCUUGGUGCUGAACACCAACAAUAU
Molecule: messenger RNA, 2314 nt
Organism: Branchiostoma floridae (Florida lancelet)
Lineage: Eukaryota; Metazoa; Chordata; Leptocardii; Amphioxiformes; Branchiostomatidae
Product: matrix metalloproteinase-24-like
Exons: 8
Coding region: 700-2154 (484 amino acids)
Biological process (GO): proteolysis; extracellular matrix organization; collagen catabolic process
Cellular component (GO): extracellular matrix
Molecular function (GO): metalloendopeptidase activity; zinc ion binding
Source: RefSeq, a predicted model, not a curated record